Messenger RNA from Eubalaena glacialis (North Atlantic right whale), 1168 nucleotides. Its product is annotated as ras-related protein Rab-9A-like. Gene Ontology annotation, molecular function: GTP binding; GTPase activity. The transcript has a single exon. Gene Ontology annotation, biological process: Rab protein signal transduction; retrograde transport, endosome to Golgi. NCBI's taxonomy places the organism in Eukaryota, Metazoa, Chordata, Mammalia, Artiodactyla, Balaenidae. The coding region runs from base 245 to 850 and encodes 201 amino acids. The record is from RefSeq and is a predicted model, not a curated record. Gene Ontology annotation, cellular component: phagocytic vesicle; lysosome; late endosome.
UGGCCGCGAGAAACUCCCUGCACUCCUAUAACGAGCCUGGCACAGUGGUGAACCGCUUUCCCUGUUGUCCGUGUCCAAGUGGAUCUUCCCGCCAGCCCUAGAGCUUUCUUUAUAGGGUUUAGCUGAUUGCUAAAGUCAUGUUUUAGCUUGGGUGAAGAUUAUUGCCUUUGGGCAGUCCUUCUAAACUGGAGUAUAAAAGGCCUUCAUUUUAAGGGUUCCAAAAUCAGAGAUCUUGAGAUUAAAAAUGGCAGGAAAAUCAUCGCUUUUUAAAGUAAUUCUCCUUGGAGAUGGUGGAGUUGGGAAGAGUUCUCUAAUGAAGAGAGAUGUGACUAAUAAGUUUGAUGCCCAGCUCUUCCAUACAAUAGGUGUGGAAUUUUUAAAUAAAGAUUUGGAGGUGGAUGGACAUUUUGUUGCCAUGCAGAUUUGGGACACGGCCGGUCAAGAGCGGUUCAGAAGCCUGAGGACGCCAUUUUACAGAGGUUCUGACUGUUGCCUGCUAACUUUUAGCGUCGAUGAUUCUCAAAGCUUCCAGAAUUUGAGUAACUGGAAGAAAGAAUUCAUAUAUUAUGCGGAUGUGAAAGAGCCCGAAAGCUUUCCUUUUGUGAUUUUGGGUAACAAGGUUGACAUCAGCGAGCGGCAGGUGUCUGCAGAAGAAGCUCAAGCCUGGUGCAGGGACAACGGCGACUAUCCUUACUUUGAAACAAGUGCAAAAGAUGCCACGAAUGUGGCAGCGGCCUUUGAGGAAGCAGUUCGAAGAGUGCUUGCUACCGAGGAUGGGUCGGAUCACUUGAUUCAGACAGACACAGUCAGUCUGCACCGAAAGCCCAAGCCCAGCUCAUCUUGCUGUUGAAGUUCGAGAGGUUGCACGUGCGAUCUAACCAGCUCACACACAUGCACAGAUAAGCACAGGGUGGAGACGAGAAUUCGUGUUUGCAGCGAUGGAUCAUGUACUCAUGAUAUUAAACUAGCCAUAUUGCUGCCUUGUUAGUGGGUGGGAGAAGGGGCACAUCCACUCACAGGAGAAUCUCUUUACUCAGUAAUGGCACCUUACCUUUAUAAGUUGUAACGGUUGUCUAAUAAUGUUUAAUUUAAAUAUGUAUGUCACAGAGCUAAUAAAUGAGAUGACCAAGACUUUAUAAUUAAAACAAAACACUUGAGUAUUCUAGGA